AUGUCUGGGGUCUACGAUGAGCGCCCCCGCGCCGCCCGUCAAACAGACGAGUCGCGUCGACAUCGCGACAAGCGGUCCCGCUCACCAGAGCGCAAGCAAAGGCGGCGGUUGUCAGAUGUCGAGCCCCAGGGAAAAGGUACGAGAGAGCAUGGUUCAGAAGAAAAUCCAUCAUCACAGCGACUGCGCUCGCCGCACAGACACCAUACGCAUCGCCGACGCAGAGAGCGUGACUCGCCGGCGGUGCCGCCCGCGACGCUACCGUUUGAUGCGCGGCCGCUGACCAAGAGUGACCUGCGCCGGUUUGAGCCCCUGCUGGCGCAUUAUUUGGACCUUCAGAAGCAGAAAUACAUCGAGGACAUGGACGACCGCGAGAUCAGGGGCCGCUGGAAAAGCUUCGUUGGCAAGUGGAACAGGGGCGAGCUGGCCGAGGGCUGGUACGACCCGGACAUGUUUCAGAGAAUCGUGGCAUCGCAUCAAGAAGAGGAGGCGGAGAACCAGGCUCGUGAUGAGCCACCGAGGCAGAAUAGACGAGAUUCAUCGGCGGAAGGGCAUCGACAAGGCGCUGCUCACGCCGACGACCAGGACGACUCUGACUACGGCCCGGCGCUGCCCUCGUCGUCGUCGGCCCGUGCCAGUCGACGCGUGGGCGUGACCAUUCCCUCCAUUGACGACCUCGCGCUGCGAGACGAGCGACGCGCCGAAGACCGCUCCGCCGCCAUCGCCGACCUGCGCGCCGAGCGGCGCGCCGAGCGCACGCUGGAAAAGGAGCGUCUGGAGGAGCUUGCGCCGCGCGCAGAGCCCGGCACGCGGGAGCGACGACUCGAAAAGAAGCGCGCUCUCGGCGACAAGAUGCGUGGGUUCCGCGAGGGCAGCCCCGGCGGGUCCAUGGCGGCUGCGACGGACAGCGAGCUGAUGGGCGGCGGCGGCGGGCGGGACGGAGACUCGCUAGCAGAGUUGAAGCAGCAAAAGGCAGAGGCGCAGCAGCGCAAGUCGGAGCGCGAGAUGCGGCGCGAGGAGCUGCAGAGGGCGAAGCAGGCAGAGAUGGAGGAGCGGAGGCGCAGGUACGAGGAGAGGGAGAAGGGGACGAUGAGUAUGCUUCAGGAGCUGGCGAGGCAGCGGUUCGGAGCCGGGAGCUGA
Messenger RNA from Beauveria bassiana ARSEF 2860, 1137 nucleotides. RefSeq names its product RNA helicase HEL117. The coding region runs from base 1 to 1137 and encodes 378 amino acids. The record is from RefSeq and is a predicted model, not a curated record. The transcript has a single exon. Lineage: Eukaryota; Fungi; Ascomycota; Sordariomycetes; Hypocreales; Cordycipitaceae.